This is a messenger RNA of Lactuca saligna, 456 nucleotides long. NCBI's taxonomy places the organism in Eukaryota, Viridiplantae, Streptophyta, Magnoliopsida, Asterales, Asteraceae. The record is from the annotation of a GenBank genome assembly.
AUGGCAAAGCUCAUUGUACUAACACUCGCCUUCACGGCCCUUGUAGCCUUUGCCUCCGCCCACGACAGCAGUACCAUCGCCGAGGAGGGAAGCUCAGUCUCAGUCCCGAAGCAACAGUGCAGCCAACAGCUCCGGCGACAAAGAUUCAACCAGUGUCUAAGUUACGUCAUCAGCACCAAGGAGGACGGAAAUUGGUGCUGUAACCUUCCCAUCUGUUUUAUAUGCGAUAAGGAUCCUCCGGGACAGGGGCUGGAACAAUGCUGCAACGAACUUCAAAAUGUCGAGGAAGAAUGCCAGUGCGAGGCCAUGAAGGAGGUAUACAGCCAAGCUCAGAAGCAACAGCAACAAUGGAGCCAACAACAACAAGGUGGAAAGCCACAGCCGAAGACCCAAGACUUGAAGCAGAUUGUUCAAAAUCUGUGGAACCAAUGCAAACUACAAGUGAAGCGAUGUUGA